UCUGCUGCCAUAGCUCGCAUCAGGCGCUACUCAGAGGCGAUGACACUGCCAGACUCUUUCAUCCAGCGCCAGCAGCUGGAUGCCAGCAUGGCUGACACAUUCCUGGAGCAUCUCUGUCUGCUGGACAUCGACCAGGAGCCAAUCACAGCGCGCAACACCAGCAUAAUCUGCACCAUCGGUCCUGCAUCUCGAUCAAUCCCCAAACUCCAGGAGAUGGUCAAGGCCGGAAUGAAUAUCGCUCGUUUGAAUUUCUCUCACGGCUCUCACGAAUACCAUGGCGAAACCAUCAAAAACAUCCGGGAGGCGGUCGAAACGAUAACCUCUGAUCCCUUGUAUUAUCGGCCGGUUGCCAUCGCCUUGGAUACGAAGGGUCCAGAGAUCCGCACCGGAUUAGUGAAAGGGAAAGUGGAUGAGGAGGUGGAGCUGGUAAAGGGCAGCCAUGUCCGUGUGGUGACAGCAGAGAGUGACAAAGACAAGACAGACGGGAAGAUAGUCUGGGUGGACUAUCCCAGUCUGCCCAAAGUCAUCGAGAAGGGAGGCAAGAUCUACAUUGAUGACGGCCUCAUUGGGCUCAAAGUACUAGAAACAGGUUCUGACUGGGUGGAUACGGUGGUGGAGUCUGGCGGGACACUGUGCAGCCGCAAAGGCGUUAACCUCCCCGGCUGCGACCUGAUCGGCCUGCAGGCGGUCAGCGAGCGAGACGAGGCUGACCUGAGGUUCGGGGUGGCGCAGGGCGUGGACAUGGUGUUUGCCAGCUUCAUCCGCUCUGCCCAGGAUGUCAAAGACGUGCGGCGAGUUCUGGGCCCACACGGACGAGACAUCAAAGUGAUCAGCAAGGUGGAAAGCCGGCAAGGGGUUCAGAAUUUUGAGGAGAUCCUAUCUGAGAGCGACGGCGUGAUGGUUGCCAGGGGCGACCUGGGGAUCGAGAUCCCGGCGGAGAAAGUCUUCAUCGCCCAGAAGAUGAUGAUUGGACGCUGCAACUCUGCCGGCAAGCCCGUCAUCUGUGCCACACAGAUGCUGGAGAGCAUGGUGGCCCACCCGCGGCCAACCAGAGCGGAGGGCAGUGACGUCGCCAACGCCGUGCUGGAUGGAGCCGACUGUGUAAUGUUAUCUGGGGAGACCGCCAAGGGACUGUUUCCUGUGGAGGCCGUCGCAAUGAUGCACUCGAUCUGCAGGGAGGCAGAGGCGGCCAUUUUCCACCAGCAGUUGUUCGAGGAGUUGCGCCGCCUCACUCCUCUCUCCUCCGACCCCACGGAGGUCACAGCCAUCGGAGCUGUGGAGUCCUCCUUCAAAUGCUGUGCUGGGGCCAUCGUAGUCCUCACCACCAGUGGCAGGGCGGCCCAUCUCCUGUCCAGGUACCGCCCUCGCUGUCCUAUUAUUGCCAUCACCAGAAGCCCUCAGGUGGCCCGUCAGUCACAGCUGUUAAGAGGAGUGUUUCCUGUCCUCUUCCACCCACUGCCUGCUCCUGUCUGGGCCGACGAUGUUGACAACAGGGUCAACUUUGGCAUGGAUAUAGGGAAAGCAAGAGGAUUCUUCAAGUCAGGCGACAUGGUGAUCGUGGUGACAGGCUGGAUCCCAGGGUCCGGUCACACCAACAUUAUGAGGGCAGUCAGUGUCCCGUAACAACCUGACCC
Molecule: messenger RNA, 1634 nt
Organism: Chelmon rostratus (copperband butterflyfish)
Lineage: Eukaryota; Metazoa; Chordata; Actinopteri; Chaetodontiformes; Chaetodontidae
Gene: pklr
Product: pyruvate kinase L/R
Exons: 11
Coding region: 40-1623 (527 amino acids)
Biological process (GO): glycolytic process
Cellular component (GO): cytoplasm
Molecular function (GO): magnesium ion binding; potassium ion binding; pyruvate kinase activity
Source: RefSeq, a predicted model, not a curated record